This is a messenger RNA of Manis javanica (Malayan pangolin), 3214 nucleotides long. It is a transcript of the gene ALDH3A2, whose product is annotated as aldehyde dehydrogenase 3 family member A2. Gene Ontology annotation, cellular component: cytoplasm. The record is from RefSeq and is a predicted model, not a curated record. Gene Ontology annotation, biological process: aldehyde metabolic process. NCBI's taxonomy places the organism in Eukaryota, Metazoa, Chordata, Mammalia, Pholidota, Manidae. Gene Ontology annotation, molecular function: aldehyde dehydrogenase (NAD+) activity; 3-chloroallyl aldehyde dehydrogenase activity.
UAGGUGCGCGGCUGGGGUGGAGCCCAGCCCCUCUGAGCCGCCGUCGGGCUGUUGGACAGCGAGGUAGAGGUCGCCACAGAGCCAGCGAGCGAGUCGUGCGGGAAGGAGCACGAGGCCAUGGAGCGCGAAGUUCAGAGGGUUCGCCGCGCGUUCGAGUCCGGCCGGUCGCGACCCCUCAGGUUCCGGCUGCAGCAGCUCGAGGCCCUGCGCAGGAUGGUGCUGGAGCGCGAGAAGGACAUCCUGGCGGCCAUCACCGCCGACCUGUGCAAGAGUGAACUCAACGCGUACAGCCAUGAAGUCAUUACCAUUCUUGGGGAAAUAGAUCUCAUGCUGGAGAAGCUUCCUGAGUGGGUUACUGCGAGACCAGCUAAAAAGAACCUGCUCACCUUGCUGGAUGAGGUCUAUGUUCAGCCAGAGCCCCUGGGGGUUGUGCUGAUUAUUGGAGCUUGGAACUACCCGCUUGUUCUCACCAUUCAUCCUCUGAUAGGAGCCAUUGCUGCAGGAAAUGCUGCGAUUAUCAAGCCUUCUGAAGUAAGUGAACAUACAGCCAAGAUCUUGGCGAAGCUCCUCCCUCAGUAUUUAGACCAGGACUUGUAUGUUGUCGUUAAUGGUGGUGUUGAAGAAGCCACGGAACUUCUGAAGCAACGAUUUGACCACAUUUUCUACACGGGAAGCACUGCAGUCGGAAAAAUUGUCAUGGAAGCUGCCGCCAAGCAUUUGACCCCUGUGACUCUUGAACUGGGAGGGAAGAGCCCAUGUUACAUUGAUAGAGACUGUGACCUGGACAUCGCCUGCAGACGUAUAGCCUGGGGGAAGUACAUGAACUGCGGUCAAACCUGCAUUGCUCCUGACUACAUUCUCUGUGAACCAUCCCUCCAGAAUCAAAUUGUGCAGAAGAUUAAGGAAAGCGUGAAGGCAUUUUAUGGAGAAAAUAUAAAAGAAUCUCCUGAUUAUGAAAGGAUCAUCAGUCUUCGUCAUUUUAAGAGAAUACUGAGUUUGCUUGAAGGACAACAGAUUGCCUUUGGCGGGGAGACGGAUGAGGCCUCACGCUAUGUGGCCCCAACAGUACUUACUGACGUUGAUCCUGAAACUAAAGUGAUGCAAGAAGAAAUUUUUGGACCAAUUCUUCCAAUAGUGCCUGUGAAGGAUGCAGAUGAAGCUAUAAAAUUCAUAAAUGAACGUGAAAAGCCCCUGGCUCUCUAUGUGUUUUCUCACAACAAUAAGCUCAUCAAACGGAUGAUUGAUGGAACAUCCAGUGGUGGUGUCACAGCCAACGACGUGAUUAUGCACUUCACUCUCAGCUCUUUACCCUUUGGAGGAGUGGGUUCCAGUGGGAUGGGAGUUUAUCAUGGAAAAUACAGUUUUGAUACUUUUUCUCAUCAACGUCCCUGUUUAUUAAAAAGCUUAAAGGGAGAAAGUGCUAACAACCUCAGAUACCCUCCCAACAGCCAGUCAAAGGUAGACUGGGCAAAAUUUUUCCUCUUGAAACAGUUCAACAAAGGGAGACUCAGUCUCCUGCUCCUCACUUUCCUGGGCAUCUUGGUGGCUGUGCUGGUCAAGAAAUACCAAGCUGUGCUGAGGAGAAAGGCCCUGUUGAUUUUUCUGGCAAUUCACAGACGGUUACCCAGUAAACAGUGAUGAGUAACAUUUCAGAACCCAGCUCUGUCUGUUGAGAGUGAGGCUGGAUACUACUGAAGAAUGAUCCUGGUUAACCUCCAGCUUGCCUCUACUGAACUAUUCCUCUUUUAAAUAGUUAAUGAACCAAUCAUUUUUAAAUCCUACCAAAAACAGUAAGAAAAUACAUAGAUGCACCAUAAUCAAGCCUGAAAGCCAUUGCCACUCACCAUUAAUAAGCUUGCCAUUUCAGCCAGAUCCCAGAUUCCCCUUAUGGUGGGGACACUCAGAAAACCUAUUCCAGAUCUUAGAACUUUGGGCUAGGAGAGGAAAAUGUGUCAGGCUAUCCUGAACUCCUCGUGAGAUGUAGAGGAGUCUCAGAGCCUGUUCAGUGACUUCUUCGUUCCAGUUUGUGGGACACAGAACCCCCUGCUCUGCUGCCAGCCAUCUAUGAGGCUUCCCAGAGCUCAGCACUGCCCAGGGCCACCAACAGUCUUCUGCUGUCUAGAAAGGUGAGGCUAGAUCUUCCCAGCCCAGCUUGAGGUUUGAGGCACAAACUGGUGGGGGAGGUCCCUGUCCCAUUGGGCCUUGAGGCUCUUACCUCCAGGAGCUGCCUUCCUGUCCAAUGUGCCGUCUGACCGGUAGUCUUCUUCCUUCUCCUGCAUCUUCUGUCCUGUCUUGUAUUUGGUUUGCAACAGUCUAUUGUGGCUGUGUACAAAUGCUUUUUGUGACUGAUAUCACUCUAAACAUCUCAUAAAUCUUAGGGCUUCCUGGAAGACAGUUGCCAAUUUUGUGCAAGUAUCAUCUGUCAUUUCUUACAGUGUAGGAAUUUCACAAGUUGUUUCUUGUGAAACCUAUCUGGCAUUUUUUAAAUACUGUAAUGAAGUACUUACUCUUUCUCAAAAUCUUUUAAGUUUCUUCUACAGGACAAUGCAAGUAAAUUUCACUUUUUUAAACUUUAGCGAUAUCCCUUUCUGAAUAAACUCAGCCUGCAGAACUGACCAUGGGAAAACCAUUUCCUGUCAGGGGCAAGAGGCCUUGGAUAUUCAGGGGUUUGGAGCUUGAGAGCCUCAGAGCUGAUGGUGGGUCAUUUGGAGAAGCCUGGAGAAGGACUCUAGCCACAGCAGUUGGCAGCACUGAAGGGAAUGUAGGAUGUUUCUGCAGAGUUUUCUGAGCAUGGCUGAGACCCUUGGUCUUGAGCAGAGUGGGAACGUGCUGAAGAAGGACCCAGGGGAUUACAGCCCUGCCAGGGCUCCACCCUCCCCACCCCUGCAUUUGAAAACAGACUCGGCCCACUCAGAAUAGAAUCUGCUUCAUAGAAUGUGCAGUCAACUCUGUCGAGUGGAUUUGCUCCAGUAAGACCAUCUGAAGUAUGUGUUCAUCACAGGAUGAGGUGUUAAGGAUUAAUUAAGCAUUAGGCUAGUUUAGGAAAAAGCUGCUUACACUGUGGCUCUAACUAGCAGAAUAAUCAGUCAUAAAAUACCACAGACAAAAUUGCAAUAUGGAAUUUUCAUUUAGUAUAUUGUACAUUAUAAUUUCUAGUUAAUGGCUUGCUUACUAGUAUAUUCUGCUUCAAAAUAAAUACAUAUGAUAAAAUUGA